Messenger RNA from Mycena indigotica, 444 nucleotides. RefSeq lists its product as uncharacterized. The record is from RefSeq and is a predicted model, not a curated record. The coding region runs from base 1 to 444 and encodes 147 amino acids. NCBI's taxonomy places the organism in Eukaryota, Fungi, Basidiomycota, Agaricomycetes, Agaricales, Mycenaceae. The transcript is spliced from 4 exons.
AUGAAGAUCGAGUGGGCGUCGCACUUCCGGAGCGAUGGGAGCCGACGCAAGCCCCCACCAAGCACGAUGCACGGCUGGCUCGCCAAGAUGCGCGGUACUUUACUCGGCAACGAAGAGCUGCGGUCCAAGGGCAUGAAGGAAAUGCAGGAUGCACGCUACCACAAGAAGGUCAAGUCGCAGCGAUCGCAGCGCCGACCAGCGCCUCCCGCCCGCCGCGACACUGGCUCGUCAGCACUUUUUGGCACUCUCAAUCCUAAACCGCGACCGGUUGGAAGAGGCACCCCAAUACGUUCCUCAUCUGGCCAACACGCUAUGGCACCACGCAGACCAUCUCAACAGUCAACUCCCCGCCGUGACCCCUCUGGCCCCGGCACCCGCCGUCCAAGCUCUGUUCCCACACCCCAACGACGAGCUACCCCUCAACGAAGACACACGGGUCGUUAA